UAGGAGCUGAAUGUGGUGUGUAAUAAAGACAGAAUGUUUUUCUUCAUCCUUCUGGUGAAUUUACACAAUGUUGAGCUGUGAUUUGAAUGACAUUUGUAGUGCCACAGCGCCACCACCUGGACAAGGUGUAUAAAGGACUAUUAAAGGCCUUGUAUAUAAAACGUCUGGAGGCGGAGCUUAUGAGAGUAAACACUUCCGGAGCAGAGCGGACACUAACACAUGCUGGUAAACACACUGAGGUCAUCAGUAGCUUGCAGAUUGGGCUUUUUCUUUAGUCUGUCAAGAAGUCUUCAAAAAUCCAGUCACAAGCACGAGAUUUUUCCAGCUUUCCAAAAGUUCUCCCUCUUCCGCAUGUUUGAGGCAAUGGAGGACGAGGAGGCUUCAGCAUCUCUGAUCCAUGUUGGGGAGAAGCGAGUUUGUCCUGACGAGGUUUCAGAACAUACCGCUAAGAAAGCCAGACUUCAGGAUGAAGCUAACGGCAGCCACGUCACCGAACCAGCAGAGGAAGACAAAGAAGAGAUGGAGGAAGAGGAGGCUUUGGAGGAUGAAGGUGGAGAAGGAGAGAGCUUCGCUGAUAUGAUGAAACAUGGCCUCAGUGAAGUGGAUGUCGGAAUCCAUAAAUUUGUCAGUGAUCAUAACGGAUUCUCUGGAAUCUUGAAAGAGAGAUACUCUGAUUUCGUCGUUCACGAGAUCAGCAAGGAGGGAAAGAUCAUGCGACUAGACGACCUCUCUGUACCUGUGGAACCGGAGGACGUGUCUGCAGAGAUCGAGCCGGUAGAAUGUCAGGACCUGACCGAAGAGCAAAAACAACAGCUUGCUGAUCUGCAACUACUGAAAAACAAAGAGGGAAACGUGGCUAUCGAGGUGGAAGGAGAUUCCAAGGAGAGACGUACGUUGCUUCACAAAGCGAUCAAAGCCCUUUACCCAGGACUGGAGACCAAAACUGAGGAAAGAGAGGGCAAGAGGUUCAUAGUGGCGUAUCAUGCAGCUGGGAAAAAAGCACUAGCAGCUCCAAGAAAACACUCGUGGCCUAAGAACCGUGGCAGCUUCUGCCAUUUUGUGCUUUACAAGGAGAAUAAAGACACCAUGGAUGCCAUCAACGUUCUCUCCAAGUUUCUCAGGGUUCGACCCAACGUCUUCUCGUACAUGGGCACGAAAGACAAGAGAGCCAUCACUGUGCAAGAGAUCGCUGUGUUAAAGAUCAGCGCGGAACGGUUGGCUCACCUCAAUAAGUGCCUGAUGAACUUUAAACUGGGAAACUUCAGCUAUAAGAAGCACCCACUGAAACUAGGAGAGCUGCAGGGGAACCAUUUCACAGUGGUACUCAGGAACAUCUCCGGCUCUGGUGAACAGGUAGAACAGGCCAUGGCGUCACUCAGGGACACGGGCUUUAUCAACUACUACGGCAUGCAGCGCUUUGGCACCACGGCCGUACCCACACACCAGGUUGGCAGAGCCAUCCUGCAGAACAACUGGACUGAAGUGAUGGACCUGAUCCUGAAGCCACGGCCUGGGGCGGAGAAGAGCUAUUUGGUGAAGUGUAGAGAGGAAUGGGCUCAGACACAGGAUCCUGAAGCAGCGCUAAAGAAAUUACCUGUGAAACGCUGUGUAGAGGGACAGCUGCUGAGAGGCCUGUCGAAGUACGGCAAGAAGAACAUCAUUACGGCGUUUGGACUGAUCCCUCGCAACAACAGGCUCAUGUACAUCCACAGCUACCAGAGCUUUGUGUGGAACACCAUGGUCAGCAGGAGGGUGGAGGCCUACGGCCUUAAAGCUGUGGAAGGAGAUCUAAUACUCAAAGGAGGCACUGCUCACAUCCUGUCUGCAGAGGAAGCUGAGAAGCACUCCAUUCAUGAUAUAGUGAUGCCGCUACCUGGAUUUGAUGUCAUCUAUCCCACACACACGGUGGGGAAAGGCUACAGAGACAUACUGACCGCCGAUAACCUGGACAUCGAUAAGAUGAGGCAUAAAAUACGAGAUUAUUCACUGGCUGGAGCUUAUCGUCGCAUCCUCAUCUGUCCUAAAGAUGUCAGCUGGGAGCUGAUUCAUUAUGAUGACCCUAGAGUUCCUCUGGUCCACACGGAUGUAGAGAAACUGGAGAACAAACCAGCCCCAGUGUAUUUGACAGAUGGAAAAUACAAGGCACUGAAGAUGGAGUUCUCCCUCCCCCCAUCUACCUACGCUACCAUGGCGAUCAGAGAAGUUCUCAAAAUGGACACCAGCAUCAAGAACCAGACGCAGCUUAAUACCGUGUGGCUAAACUAAGGACCUUCAUCUGUCUGGAGUUUUUUUUUUUUUCUUUCGUAACCCCAAGCUUUUGUUUUUAAUUACUCCAGUCAGAAAUAAGCAGAAAUGUUUCAGUAUUUAAUUCCUUACUUUUUACCGAUCUUAGAAAACAGUGAUUAUAAACCCUACUGUUUAAUAGCGCUUCAUUGCCCUGAUAUCAGACUGUGCUCAAGUCAUACAGAUGAUAUAAAUAAAUACCGUCUUUUUUUUUUUUUUUUUUGUAUUUGCAAAAUGAUAUUUUGUGAAUAUAAUAAAUUGACCAGAGAA
This is a messenger RNA of Tachysurus fulvidraco (yellow catfish), 2553 nucleotides long. RefSeq names its product pseudouridine synthase 7 (gene pus7). Gene Ontology annotation, molecular function: pseudouridine synthase activity; RNA binding. The record is from RefSeq and is a predicted model, not a curated record. Bases 220 to 2265 code for a protein of 681 amino acids. NCBI's taxonomy places the organism in Eukaryota, Metazoa, Chordata, Actinopteri, Siluriformes, Bagridae. The transcript is spliced from 18 exons. Gene Ontology annotation, cellular component: nucleus. Gene Ontology annotation, biological process: pseudouridine synthesis.